This is a messenger RNA of Gongylonema pulchrum, 813 nucleotides long. The record is from the annotation of a GenBank genome assembly. NCBI's taxonomy places the organism in Eukaryota, Metazoa, Nematoda, Chromadorea, Rhabditida, Gongylonematidae.
AUGGCAUUACCAAGGCUUCGCGUAAAUGCAAGCAAUGAGGAGAAGAUGGUUCACCCGAACCAUAUGAUUUAUCAGAAGAUGGAACAUUUAGUACAAACAAUGUUGGAUCCGGAAAAUGGUGUACCAAUUAAAACUGUCAAGAGCUUUCUUUCAAAGAUUCCGUCAGUGUUUACUGGUCAAGACCUUAUUGCAUGGAUUAUGAAAAAUAUGAGUAUGACCGAUCUCGCCGAUGCGCUUCAUUUGGCUCAUUUAAUUGCAUCUCAUGGUUAUUUAUUCCAAAUCGAUGAUCAUGUAUUGACUGUUAAAAAUGACGGCACCUUCUAUCGCUUUCAAACGCCCUAUUUCUGGCCAUCGAAUUGCUGGGAGCCCGAGAAUACUGAUUACGCUGUUUAUCUGUGCAAGCGUACAAUGCAAAAUAAGGCGCAUUUGGAGCUGGAAGAUUUUGAAGCGGAAAAUUUAGCGAAAUUGCAAAAAAUGUUCAGCCGAAAAUGGGAAUUUGUAUUUAUGCAGGCAGAAGCUCAGUACAAGGUAGACAAAAAACGCGAUCGUCAGGAGCGACAGAUUCUUGACAGUCAGGAGCGCGCUUUUUGGGAUGUUCAUAGGCCAGUCCCUGGUUGCGUCAACACCACAGAAGUGGAUUUUAGGAAAUUAUCAAGAUCAGGUAACAUUAAUCUCUUGUUUAGCGAAUUGCCGAAUUAUUUAGGUGUCAGCAAUUUCGAGAAGGCGCAUUUUAAAGCUCAAAUUGAAAUGUUUCAGUCUCAUAUAGGCAAAAAUACCCUUGUAAAUUUUCAGCUCCCUAGUAUGUCUGAUUAG